This is a messenger RNA of Staurois parvus, 275 nucleotides long. Lineage: Eukaryota; Metazoa; Chordata; Amphibia; Anura; Ranidae. The record is from the annotation of a GenBank genome assembly.
CACUGAUAAUCAGGGCACUGAUGAUCAGUGUGGCCCCAGAAGUGCCACUUGUCAGUGCUCAUCUGUGCCACGUGCCAGUGCCCAUCAGUGCCACAUCAAUGCCACAUAUCAGUGCAUACCAGUGCACAUCAAUGCCACAUAUCAGUGCCCAUCUGAGCUGCCUUUCAAUGUCACCCAUCAGUGCCAGUCAGUGCCACCUAUCAGUGCUGCCAAUCAGUGCCACCUAUCAGUGCCAUCAGUGCCGCCUAUCAGUGCCAGUCAGUGCUGCCUAUCAG